GACAAAAGAGGUUUGAAUUAUACUUCAAUUCGGAUGUCUGUGUCAUUAACCCAGUCUGUUUCGAGCUUCUCUUAUAAUUAACAAACAAACAAUCUGGGAUUUCUGAAACUCUGCAAUUUUGAAUCCAGAAUCCAACAGAAGUAGAGAAGACGAGACGACACAGGCGAUUAGGGAGUGGGUUGAGUUCGUUGCAAUUGCGGCGAUCCUGAUUCCUGAUCGCCUUUUUCUCUUCUUUUAGGUAAUCACAACUAUCACAGUGAUCAAGUUGUUGUUGUCUAAAAUUCGUAAUUUUGUCAAGGAAAAUGAUGAGAAUGUUGGGACAAGUGUUAAUGGGGACACAAGGAGGUGGUCAAUCCCUCUUCUCCACCAUUAAAAUUGCAGUCCUUCCAAUAGCAAAGGUUUUUACAAUGUGCUUCCUCGGCUUUCUUAUGGCUUCUAAGUAUGUCAAUAUCCUUCCUGCUAGUGGCCGUAAAUUGCUCAAUGGGCUGGUCUUUACUCUUCUGCUCCCCUGUUUGAUUUUCUCUCAAUUAGGCCAAUCUAUUACCCUCCAGAAGAUGAUUGAAUGGUGGUUCAUCCCUUUCAAUGUUAUCCUGGCUACUAUUUCUGGCUCUCUCAUUGGUCUACUCGUCGCAACUAUUGUCCGCCCGCCAUACCCCUUCUUUAAGUUCACCGUUGUACAUAUUGGAAUCGGAAACAUCGGCAAUGUGCCCCUUGUCUUGAUUGCAGCUUUGUGUAGAGAUAAGGCUAAUCCUUUUGGCGAUUCAGACAAGUGCAGUCAAGAUGGAACUGCCUAUAUUUCAUUUGGCCAGUGGGUUGGUGCAAUUGUCUUGUAUACAUAUGUAUAUCAAAUGCUAGCACCCCCUCCUGAAGGUACCUUUGAUGUUGAAGGUGGACAUCUUCCAAUCAAAAAUCAACAACACAAUGGAAGUGAAACACCAGAACAAGUUCCUUUACUUUCUCAAGAUCAAGGGCCGUUGGUAUCAAAUGUGUCGAAGGAAGGAAAGAUCAAGGAGUUCCUAAUAUUCAUAUAUGACAAGUUAAAGCUCAAACAGCUCAUACAACCUCCUAUUAUUGCUUCUGUGUUGGCAAUGGUACUGGGAUGUGUGCCUUUCUUGAAGAGUUUAAUCUUUGCAAGUGAUGGUCCACUGUAUUUUUUCACCGACAGCUGCAUGAUUCUUGGGGAGGCGAUGAUUCCAUGCAUUUUGCUAGCAUUGGGAGGCAACCUUGUGGAUGGGCCUGGAAGUUCAAAACUUGGUUUCAGGACAACUGCUGCAAUUAUUUUUGGGCGGUUAGUUUUGGUCCCACCUGCAGGGCUUGGCAUAGUGACUCUGGCUGAUAAGUUGGGAUUCCUUCCCGCUGGUGAUAAGAUGUUCAAAUUUGUGCUGUUACUUCAACACACAAUGCCUACUUCUGUGCUUUCAGGUGCUGUUGCCAACUUGAGAGGAUGUGGGAAGGAAUCGGCUGCAAUACUGUUCUGGGUUCAUAUAUUUGCAAUUAUUUCAAUGGCUGGAUGGAUUGUGCUAUACAUUCACAUACUCUUCUGAAAAUACAUGACUUUCUUUUGCCCAAUGUUAAGUAGGUUUGUUUUUUAUAGUUAGUUUCUAUUUUGAAAUGUUUGGAGUUGAUGGUACUUUUGAAAAGCAAUAGUUAAUAGGGGCUAAGGCUAGAGGUUGUACAUGCCUACAUGGCCAUCUGGAAUUACAAACUGAAGGGUUGAUAUAAUUUCUGCAUGUUACUACUUACCAGAAUGAUUAGAUAGAUCCUUCCCCGGAAAAGGCGAAAAAGAGGGUUGAAAAAAGGCCUUUCUCAUGGAACUGUUUUAAGGUUGGUAGAUUUUGGAGAAGCAGCUUUGUACAGAUGAUGAAGAUGUGGAUAUAAUUCUAAUUGUGCUUGCAUGUGCCUAUAUACUCUAUGGCACAAUUGUCUGUGUUUUGUAUUAUAUGGAUUAUGAUUAUGAUUAUUAUGAUUACGAUUGAAUAAA
Messenger RNA from Spinacia oleracea (spinach), 1981 nucleotides. RefSeq names its product protein PIN-LIKES 6. Lineage: Eukaryota; Viridiplantae; Streptophyta; Magnoliopsida; Caryophyllales; Amaranthaceae. Gene Ontology annotation, biological process: endoplasmic reticulum to cytosol auxin transport. The coding region runs from base 303 to 1544 and encodes 413 amino acids. The transcript has 11 exons. The record is from RefSeq and is a predicted model, not a curated record. Gene Ontology annotation, cellular component: membrane.